CCAUCCGAGUGUGAUGCCGUUAUAAAUAUUGAGCAGGCUGUAUCUGCGGAGGUACUUCAAGAGAAGUCCGAAGAUAAAACGGUCAUCUCGCAAACUGUGGAGGGUGUCAUGUCCGCAGAAGAUGGCAGUGUGGUGGAUUCCGAUCCUUCGGAAGUGGCGCAAUGUGAACCCUCUAAAGUACAAGUCGAUUCGACCCCUGCUGCUACAGACAGUGCUAGUGAUUCCGAAAAGGAGGAGAAGGAGGAGAGUGAGGAGGAGGAGGAGGAUAUCAUACGCACAGAAACAGAGCAGACAGCAGGAGUCACUGUCGACAAUACUGCGGCAGCCGUCCGAAACGAGGAUGUCACUACGGAGGUGGAUGAGCCCUCUAGCGAAGCUGAACUCUGCACACCAACAGCUGCGGUAGGGGAUGCUACAUCGGUGAGUGCGGAGGGAGACUAUGCUAAACCGGUAUUUGAGGAGGCAACCAAACACGUACAGGAAGCAGCCGAAGAAGAAAGUACCUCGAGCCAGAGAGAGAUUGCAGAAACGAAGGAGCCAGAACAUAUUGCGGACGCGAAUGAUGUGAGAGAAGUGGAGAGCAAGAUUCAUGAGGAAGAGGAGGAGGAGCAAGAGGUAGAGGAGGAAGAUGCUUCGGUAUAUGAUAAAUCUUACACCCUAGCGGAGCUUGAAACCAUGAUGGACAAAGCAACCGAGUACAACGAGAGAGCAGCACUGCGAGCUCAGAUCCGAACUAUGAAAAAGUCAGGAGCUGCGACCUCUAACAUGGUGAGUUAUCUUGCAUAA
Messenger RNA from Sphaeroforma arctica JP610, 786 nucleotides. RefSeq lists its product as hypothetical. The annotation marks the transcript as partial. The transcript is spliced from 2 exons. Lineage: Eukaryota; Ichthyosporea; Ichthyophonida. The record is from RefSeq and is a predicted model, not a curated record.